Molecule: messenger RNA, 567 nt
Organism: Metarhizium album ARSEF 1941
Lineage: Eukaryota; Fungi; Ascomycota; Sordariomycetes; Hypocreales; Clavicipitaceae
Exons: 1
Coding region: 1-567 (188 amino acids)
Source: RefSeq, a predicted model, not a curated record
AUGGCUCUCCUGACAACCACCGUCCGGGGCCUCCUCAGCCUCCUCAUGCUCCAGGUGGCCGCCUGCUGGGUCCUGGAUCCCGCCUACGGAGACGGAGUCUUCCAGUUCACAUACGAAAUAGGACACGGCAGCCGGCCGGAUCUGCUCAACAUCAGCCAGUACAAAAUCGACCACAACCGGCCUCCGCCGUAUGCCAAGAACGAAACCCGGCUCCCGGCGGCUUUGACACACAAGAAAUGCUUCCAUGGCUCCGAUCACGACCUGGAUCGAGGCGACCUUGACCUCGCGAAAAGGGGUCUGAUGAACUGGUGCGAGCGGUACACCCCUUUUCCGAGCUCAAUCGUCAUAUCUGUCGUCAACAACGCGACGGUAUACGCUGCCUUCUCCUACACUGAUCGUGGCGUCACGUACAUAGCCAGCGACCCGAUUUGCUCGGCCCGGGGUAUUGAUCGGGCGUGGGCGUCCAUGGAUAAGAAGUGCGGAUCGAAUAAAUGGGCAUCCGCCCACGUCUGGUUUCUGGAGAGGGAAUACGGACGGGCGAGAAGGGGGACAAGGAUUUGGAGCUAG